Messenger RNA from Drosophila sulfurigaster albostrigata, 455 nucleotides. RefSeq lists its product as uncharacterized. The coding region runs from base 1 to 321 and encodes 106 amino acids. The transcript has 2 exons. Lineage: Eukaryota; Metazoa; Arthropoda; Insecta; Diptera; Drosophilidae. Gene Ontology annotation, molecular function: enzyme regulator activity; calcium ion binding. The record is from RefSeq and is a predicted model, not a curated record.
AUGGAUCUUUCAUCAGAGGAACUACAGGAGUUUGAGCGCGCAUACCAUAUGAUAGACAAAGAUGGAGUCGGUUCCUUUACGAGUAAAGAUUUGGGUAUUUUUAUGCGUAGUCUGGGCAUGAAACCGAUUGAGGGCGAUUUGCAGUCGAUGAUCAAUGAAAUUGAUUUGGAUGGCAAUGCAGGUCAAAUUCGUGGUGUAUUCCUAGAGCUCAAUACGAAUCUGAACGACGAAGAGAUUGAUGAAAUCUUACGUGAAGCAGACAAGGAUGAUGAUGGAGUGGUCAGCUUGGAAGAUUUCUCCAAAAUGAUGUACACUAGAUGAAAGAGUAGCAAAAUUCAGAUCCAGAUCCAGAAUAACUCAAAGUACGCGUAAUGAUGAGAAAAUAACAAAAUUAAAAAGUAUUAAACAUUAAAAUAUGAAGUUGAUAAUAAGAUUUAUUAAAAUGUGCAGAUUCU